AUGGAGGCGGUGAAGAGGAUGGUGGGAGGCUAUGGCGAGGCAGCACUCAGCGAAGUUAAGGCUUGCUCAGACGAACACCCCGGCUGCCAAGAGCUGCAGACUCAGGCUCCCAAUGCCAUUGUGGAGCACCAGAAGUACGGCUUGGGCUUCUGCACCGUGCUGUCGUUCGCUGGUCGCACCACGAGUUUCUACCAGGCCCUGCGCGACAUCGCUUAUUAUCUGCCGCCCAACGGAAAGUCAUCAGUUGAGGCCAUGCAGAUGGUGACGGCGCAGCGCAAGUGGAUGUUCGACGUGGGCUGCGCCGUCGGCCAAGUGGUGGGCACCUUCUACCAGCUCGAGAAGAACACUUUGAUGGAGCUUCAGGUGAUGUGGGAAACCGGUCAGGGUAAUCUGACACUGAAGGGCAUGAAGAAGAACUUCAGGGCUACGACCAAGAACCUGAAGAUGCUCACGGAAUAUCGCGCCGCCGCCCAGCAGAAGAUUGACGAGUGCAAGGACCUCGCAAACCAGAUGGUGAAAUGGCAUGGCCAGGAGCAGAAGAUGCAGCAUGCAGUCAUGGAGCUCAUCGGGAACUUCGGGGGUGGCGCGCAGUGCGAAGCUUUGCUGGAUGAGUUGCAGAAGCGCAGCGCUGAGCUGACGGCUGCCCAAGAGGAGGAGCGCAAAGCAGCCGAGUUUGUCGCCGAACUGACUGGCAAGAAGGAGGAGCUGCGCUGCAAGACCUUGGUCUACGAGAGCAUCGCCGCUGACGAGGAGGGCUCCUUGUCCAGAUUGCAGGAACGCGCAGCUGAGGCCGACAAGAUCGCCAGCCAGAAAUCUGCCGAAGCAGCCGAGACGGUAAACAUUGCUUACAAGAAGAAGAUUUGUCUCGGCAGAUGGUACACCGACUGGGUGGACAAUCGGGGCGACGUGGCCAAGUUUCGGGCUGAGCGCUUCAAGAGCAUCGCCAAGGAGGCUCGUGCGGAGCUUGGGGAUCAGACGCAGAUGACACAGAAGGCUGCUGCAGAGGCAGCUGCAGCGAAAGGCGGACUCACGACAGUGGAGGAGCAGCUGAACUUGGCCAGGCAGACGCUAGGAGAUGCAGCUGAGAAGACCAUGGAAGCCAGAGCAAGCCUUGCAAAUUUGAAGCAGCAGUGCCGGGAGUUGCGGGAGAAGUUCGGAGGCUUGGACCUUCAGCAGAUAGGUUCCUUGCGGGACCACAUGCAGAAGUUCCCCGAGCUCUUGGGCGCUCAAGGCAUGGAGGAGUUCUUGGACGAGGAGGACGAGCAGGAGUGCAAGUGUAUUUUGGACAGUUUGCGCCCCGUGAUUUGCAAGGCCAUCAACGAUGCGCAGUUCUUCGCCGGGCAGCUCAAGCCACUGCAGGAUGAAAUCGUGACCCGUAUGAAGGCUCUCCCACCGCCGGAUGCCGAUUGGAGCCCAUCCCCCAAGCCCAUCCAACAGCCUGAGCGGCCGGUUCCUGAGGUUCGUGAGGCAAACGAUGAUUGGAAGGUGGUGACCCUGAAUGAGGAGGAACAGGACGCACUUUGGUGA
This is a messenger RNA of Symbiodinium sp. CCMP2456, 1527 nucleotides long. The record is from the annotation of a GenBank genome assembly. Lineage: Eukaryota; Dinophyceae; Suessiales; Symbiodiniaceae.